Messenger RNA from Cooperia oncophora, 330 nucleotides. NCBI's taxonomy places the organism in Eukaryota, Metazoa, Nematoda, Chromadorea, Rhabditida, Trichostrongylidae. The record is from the annotation of a GenBank genome assembly.
AUGGCAUGUAAGAAUCAGAAGAGGCUUCUGAAGCACCAGAUCGUCAUGAAACGAGGUUCUGCUGUGGAUAGGGAAAUCAGUCAAAAAUACGCAAAUGACAAGAAAAUGAGCACCAAGGAGAAGGAGGAGCGCGCUCUUUUUCGUAAAAACGAAGUUGCGGAUUCAGAAGCCACAUACUUGUCGAUUUUCUUCACCAACGUACUGUUCCUUUCGAUUAUGUUGUUCUUAGCAUUUUUCCUGCUUGCAAACCUCACACCUAUCUUUAAUUCUCUGCUCUCUGUAAUAGGAUCCGCAGGUCUCGUAGCAUUCCUUUCUACUGCUAAAAAUUAG